AUGGACGCUUCACACUCCAGUCCAGUGGGUGGCGGUAAGACACAUGCGUGUGUUUGCCAACCACCAUUAAACCUCAGAGGAAGAAGAUUAGUUUUCAGUAUGAUCUCUGGUGUUAUGUUGUGAUACUGACUCAAUACGAACUGUUAGAAAUGUACUUUUAGUUUAGAAAGAUACAUGUUGAAUCAGGUCAAUAUUAAAUCAUCCUCACAGACGGUAGUAAGGUUUGAAGCAAGCAGGAAUAUCUGGAGGAGUAUCAACUGAACUGAGAUCUGCUGCUGUGAAGAUGGUGUUUGUUAAAGAGGAGAGUGAGGAGGACAUGAGUGAACCAGAACCCUGGAGAACAAAACAGGAGGAACAAGGAGGUCUGAUGGAAGUGAAAGAGGAAAGAGAAGAUCUGAAUGAAGUGGAGGAGAAAUAUCAGCUUCAGGAAGCUCAUGAUGACUCCGCUGAAGAAAACCUAUUGAGUUGCUCCAAAACUGAAAACAGUUGCUCACAAAGCAGCAUUCAAAUAACAGAAGUCACAAGACCUUUCACGUGUUCUCAGUGUGAAAAGACUUUUAAACAUAAAAGAAGCCUUAAGACUCACAUGAUAAUUCACACAGAAAAAAAUCCUUUCACCUGCUCUCAGUGUGGAAAGAGUUUUACAAAGAAAUCACACCUUAAUGAUCAUUUGUUAAUUCACACUUCAGAAAAGCCUUUCGCCUGCCCUCAGUGUGGAAAAACUUUCACACUUAAAAGAAACCUUAAGACUCACAUAUUGAUACAUGUUGCAAAAAAGCAUUUCACCUGCUCUCAGUGUGGAAAGAGCUUUACAUGUAAAAGACAACUUAAUGAUCACUUGGUAACUCACACUUCAGGAAAAUCUUCCAUCUGCCCUCAGUGUGGAAAGAGUUUCAAACAUAAAAUAAACCUUAAGAAUCACAUGUUGAUACACGUUGGAAAAAAGCCUUUCACCUGCUCCCAGUGUGGAAAGAGUUUUACACAGAAAGGACAACUUAAAGAUCAUUUGGUAAUACACACUUCAGAAAAGCCUUUCACCUGCCCUCAGUGUGGAAAAACUUUCACACGUAAAGGAAGCCUUAAGACUCACAUAUUGAUACAUACUGGAAAAAGGCCUUUCACCUGCUCUCAAUGUGAAAAGAGUUUUACAUGUAAAAGACAACUUAAUGAUCAUUUGGUAUCUCACACUUCAGAAAAGCCUUUCAGUUGCUCUCAAUGUGGAAACACUUUCACACUUAAAGAAAACCUUAAGAAGCACAUGUUAAUACAUGCCGGAAUAAAGCCUUUCAUCUGCUCUCAGUGUGGAAGGAGCUUUACACAGAAAGCACACCUUAUGGAUCAUUUGUUAACUCAUACAUCAGAAAAGCCUUUCGCCUGCCCUCAGUGUGGAAAAUCUUUCACACGUAAAGAGAAUCUUAAGACUCACAUGUUAAUUCAUACUGGAAAAAAGCCUUUCACCUGCUCUCAAUGUGGAAAGAGUUUUACACAGAAAGCUCACCUUAAUGUUCAUUUGGUAACUCACACUUCAGAAAAGCCUUUCGUCUGCUCUCAGUGUGGAAAGUCUUUUAGAUGUAAAAGAAGCCUGAAGAAGCACAUGUUGAUUCAUUCAAGAGCUGGUAGAGCUCGAAAAGGAGAAGCUGUAAGUGCUGAAGGGGAUCGAGCAGAGUUUACAAGAGGCCAACAACCUCGCCCGGGCUACGCUGGAGGUGAAGAAGGUGAAGCUUCAGAUACUGGAGAAACACUAUGCUUUGUCAGAAGCACAAUUUCAAAGACCAACCACCUCCGUGCCAAUCAUAAUGCCAGGUCAAGAGGUUUGAAGCGAGCAGGAAUAUCUGGAGGAGUAUCAACUGAACUGAGAUCUGCUGCUGUGAAGAUGGUGUUUGUUAAAGAGGAGAGUGAGGAGGACAUGAGUGAACCAGAACCCUGGAGAAUAAAACACGAGGAACAAGGAGGCCUGAUGAAAGUGAAAGAGGAAAGAGAAGAUCUGAAUGAAGUGGAGGAGAAAUAUCAGCUUCAGAAAGCUCAUGAUGACACCGCUGAAGAAAACCCAUUGAGUUGCUCCAAAACUGAAAACAGUUGCUCACAAAGCAGCAUUCAGAUAACAGAAGUCACACAACCUUUUACAUGCUUUCAGUGUGGAAAGACUUUUAAACAUAAAAGAAGCCUUAAGAUUCACAUGAUAAUUCACACAGGAAAAAAUCCUUUCACCUGCUCUCAAUGUGGAAAGAGUUUUACAGGUAAAAGACAACUUGAUGAUCAUUUGGUAUCUCACACUUCAGAAAAGUCUUUUGCCUGCUCUCAUUGUGGAAACACUUUCACACGUAAAGGAAGCCUUAAGAAGCACAUGUUAAUUCAUGCCGGAAUAAAGCCUUUCACCUGUUCUCAGUGUGGAAGAAGCUUUACACAGAAAGGACACCUUAAGGAUCAUUUGUUAAUUCAUACAUCAGAAAAGCCUUUCACCUGCCCUCAGUGUGGAAAAACUUUCACACAUAAAGGAAACCUUAAGACUCACAUGUCAAUUCAUACUGGGAAAAGACCUUUUACCUGCUCCCAGUGUGGAAAGAGUUUUGCACUGAAAGCAAGCCUUAAUGUCCAUUUGGGAACUCACAGUUCAGAAAAGCCUUUUAUCUGCUCUCAGUGUGGAAAAACUUUCAAACAUAAAGUAAGCCUUAAGACUCACAUAUUGAUACAUACUGGAAAAAGGCCUUUCACCUGCUCUCAAUGUGAAAAGAGUUUUACAUGUAAAAGACAACUUAAGGAUCAUUUGGUAUCUCACACUUCAGAAAAGCCUUUCAGCUGCUCUCAGUGUGGAAACACUUUCACACGUAAAGGAAACCUUAAGACUCACAUGGUAAUUCAUACUGGAAAAAAGCCUUUCAGCUGCUCUCAGUGUGGAAAGAGUUUUGCACUGAAAACAAGCCUUAAUGUCCAUUUGGGAACUCACAGUUCAGAAAAGCCUUUCACCUGCUCUCAGUGUGGAAAAACUUUCAAACAAAAAGUAAGCCUUAAGACUCACAUAUUGAUACAUACUGGAAAAAGACCUUUCGCCUGCUCUCAAUGUGAAAAGAGUUUUACAUGUAAAAGACAACUUAAGGAUCAUUUGGUAUCUCACACUUCAGAAAAGCCUUUCACCUGCCCUCAGUGUGGAAACACUUUCACACGUAAAGAAAACCUUAAGUAUCACAUUGUUACAUAUCAUUUGUUAAUUAACACUUCAGAAAAUCCGUUUACUUGUUCUCAGUGUGGAAACACUUUCACAUGUAACAGAAGCCUGAAGAGGCACAUGUUGAUUCAUAUGUGAAAAAGGCCUUUUACCUGGACUCAGUGUGGAAACACUUUCACAUAUAAAGGAAGAGAAUUUUACCUGCUCUUAGUGUGGAAAGACAAGAGAAUUCACACUGAAGAGAUGCCUUACACACAUCAUUCAUGUGAGAAGAGUUUUAAAUGGAUCACAAGUCUCAGAUCUCAUCUACACUAUUCUCACUGGAAAAAGGCAAUUUAAAGGAGCAGUAAGCAAUUUCUGAGAAACGCUGUUAGGGCUGUGUGAUGGAUAAUAUGAGAAUCACGAUUUUUUUUGUUUGUUUUUUGUUUCAAAUAGAGAUCAUGAUUCUCCCAUGACUCUGAAUAUACAACCAAACAAAAUAAUGUGUAAUUUACUAAAGAUAAAAAUAUUAAUUGCUGGAAGAUGUUUGAAUGAAUUAAUUAAAGAUGGUUUGAAUGAA
Messenger RNA from Megalobrama amblycephala (Wuchang bream), 3722 nucleotides. RefSeq names its product zinc finger protein 729-like. The record is from RefSeq and is a predicted model, not a curated record. NCBI's taxonomy places the organism in Eukaryota, Metazoa, Chordata, Actinopteri, Cypriniformes, Xenocyprididae. Bases 284 to 3301 code for a protein of 1005 amino acids. The transcript has 5 exons.